Messenger RNA from Zootoca vivipara (common lizard), 2974 nucleotides. The record is from RefSeq and is a predicted model, not a curated record. NCBI's taxonomy places the organism in Eukaryota, Metazoa, Chordata, Lepidosauria, Squamata, Lacertidae.
AUGCUUUACCCUGAAGACAAUACCGAUGAUGAGCAAGAAGAUCUGCCUUAUGAAGGAGCUCUACAAAAUACAUAUCAACACAAGUGUGAUUCACGAAACCUAGAAAAUUCCACUUGUGUAGAAGAUGGAUCCCAACAUGUUUUCACCUUGACACCUUCUCACAUGAGCUGUCAUUCAAAAGAAAAAUCAGACUGCAAAACACAACUGCCUGAAACAAAAAUAAAUCUGGCAACAUUACAAAGGGGAAAUGACAUGGAAUCUCCCAAGGCAACAGAGGAGUUACUUGCUUGGGAUGUUAACAGUUCAGGAAGAAAUCAACAUCUAUCCAACUCAAACAUUUCAGAUGUCCUUUUACGCCAUUUUCCCCAAGAGGAAUUAUCAAGUUUGUGCCAAUUGAUUGAUUCUGAGACUCUCCCAGAGAUAUCAUUUACUGAAAGUUUUGAUGAAACUAUCCUAAAUAAAAUUAAGAUUUCAGAAAGUUCAAUAAUAUCUUUACCAAAGGAAGAAGGAAAAAAUAUUGAAUGCUGUAAUUCAGAAACAGAAGUAAAAUUUGAAUCAGUUGACAAAAAUUGGGAUUUGACUGAAGUUAAGCAGUUUGUAAUGGAUAAAAGUGUGAAUCCCACUCGUGACAGAAAAGAUUGUAAAGAAGAUAAUAUUCAACUUGUAAUUGAGAAUGAACAUGCAAUUAAUGAAGACUUCCAUUAUUUCUCAACCCCUAAAGAAGUGUACCAAGAGCACAAAUAUUUUCUGGAAACAACUUCACAUAAUCUCAAAAAUGGUCAACGUCAGGUUCAUUAUCGGCUUCCUGAUUUUUCUAAGGUUGCUCCAAAGGUCAAAAUACCUAAAGGAAAAAAUAGCAACUCAUGCCCUAUACCUAAAAAGACUACACACACCCCAAAUUUGCUUGGUAAAUCAGAAGUUGUGAAAGAUGUUUUAGAAGCAAUGAAUUCUUUGGACUCUGUUGCAAACAAGAAUGAAGAAAAGGGAAUUAGCACACCUGAACUAGACCAACAACUAGAGCUACUGACAAAACAAGCUGAGGCUCAGAAUCAUAUUGAUCACCUAAGAUUUAAUACAAAGGUAAGUCCUGGCAUUAAAUCAGAAAGUCCUGGAAUAACUACAGAAAUGUCUACAGUUCUACCUGUAACAGUCCCUGUGAAGCCCAUGGUUGGUUUUUCCCAGUCACCUUUCUCAGAACUGCAGCCGCAAAGAAUGCUCUCACCAUUACCCUCAGCUGAUGCAGCAAGACAAUCAUCUGGAAAUCAACCUCUGUUGCAAAACAUUACAGAAGAAGAAAAGCUUUCUCAUAUGUUAAAGGAACAGUCAGAAGAGCUAAAAUCAAAAGUGGAAACAUUUUCUAACUGUCUUACACAAGAUGUAUUCCCAGUGGAAGAACGGCAUCAGCUUUUAAGCCUUUUAAAGGAGCAACUAGACAAGCUGGAAUGGAAUUAUUUAGCCACGAAGGAGAAACAUUGUACAUUUCAGCACCAACAUCCCAUGUACUCAUCAAUGAGCAUCGGAGAGUUUGAUCCUAACAGAAAAGUAGAGGGGGAAAUAUUUAAGCUUGGGAUGCUGCUUGAAGAUAUAAAAGAGAAAAUCGAUAAGACUGCCUGCAGCCCACAUUCCUCUGCUUUUGUAACAUCACCAUCAUUCACACCCUGUGAAUCUGCUUCUCCCUAUUCAAGUUGUUCUGAGAGUCCAGCGGUUUCAAACAUUAGUGAGUCCCCACAAAAGACUGCUUCUAGCAUGAAUAUUGCUAAGAAUAAAAAGCAUGGAGACAAAAGAAGUCAGCCUAUGGAGAUGAUUCCACCGAGAAUGUAUCAGCAAUCUAAUGAAGGUAGCCAACAUCAUCGCUUUCAUCAGAACCAGCUAGAGCUGCAAACUAAACAUACUUGUGAAGAUAUAGUGAAUCCUCUGGAAAAAUCAGGACUCAAAGGAAAUAAGCAAUCUACUCAUCAACACUGCUCCUUUUCAACCGUUAAAAAGGCUGGAGGGCUACAAUCCCACAAACCACUUAUAGGCAGAGAAAAUCAAAAUGAUUACAGUAAUCAAGAAAACACAGAUGGUAAUUUAAGUUAUUGGGAAAUGAGAUCUCCACCCCCAGCCAACCCAUACAAUACCAGCAAUCAAGAAUCCAAUGUGACUAUAUUGAAAAAACGAGGAAGCUUAACUUAUCCUUCAGAUCACAGGUUUCUUGAUGAGUUGAGGAAUCCUGCAAAGGAUCAUAUUAUUAUACAUCCUAGAAUGAAAAUACAGUUAUCAAGUAGACAUGUUUGUCCCUGUUCUUCCAGCAGAAAUAAAAAAAUGGAGCACAGGAAAACAAUAAAAGAAAAGCCAGACUGUGAAAGGUACUCUAUCUUCUUAGAAGGAAAAGCGAUGGAUUUAGAUUUAUCAGGUAGUGACAUCGAAGACACUUCGUUCUCACACCUUCUAGACAGUUCAAGCAGUGAAGUAUGUCCGGAAAAGAGUAUUAAAAGUCAUGAAUCAUGGACAAUGGGUCUACAAGAACAAAAUGAAGCUAGUUCGCAGAAGCAAAGCAUCAACCUUCAAAGGAUAUAUACAAAGAAACAACCAGAAGAGUUUAUAGAAAGGCUAUGUGACAGACAAAAUCUACAUAUUCCCCAAACUCGCUACUCAAGGAUGCAUGAUACUAUUAUCCUUUCACCACAAUACCUCACUAGUAGGAAUAUUCAUGGAAGGUCAGUAUGCGGUCUGAGAAACAGGCACAUCAAGGAGACACAUUCAAAGAUAUUAAGCUCCACUUUGGAUGAUGUUAUACAGACUGCAAACAAUUUGAAGAAAACUACAGAACACAUGGUGCAAGUUGUUUCAGAAGAUUUAGCCAAGGCCAAAAUUCAGACACUUUCCAGUCUUGCAGCUAGCCAAUACUAAAUCUGAAAGUGUUUUGAAAACUGGCAGAACUAUAUUUGAAAGAGAGACUAUUGGAAUGUGUAAAGAAUGAAAAUGUACCAUU